Molecule: messenger RNA, 2475 nt
Organism: Nicotiana tabacum (common tobacco)
Lineage: Eukaryota; Viridiplantae; Streptophyta; Magnoliopsida; Solanales; Solanaceae
Product: G-type lectin S-receptor-like serine/threonine-protein kinase SD2-5
Biological process (GO): protein phosphorylation
Molecular function (GO): ATP binding; protein kinase activity
Source: RefSeq, a predicted model, not a curated record
AACAGGCCGUCUCUUUUUGUAAAUUCCACCUCCACCACCGGCGACUUGUAUGGUGUGACACCCAUACUUUUGCGAAGAAAUGCCGGCCCACAAUUCCUUUGUGGCUUCUGCUGCAAUCACAAUACCACAGAAUGCUUUCUUGGUAUCCUCUUGUUCGACAACAGAGACAGGCAGAAUGAUAUCAUAAAUUCUCCCCAGUUAGUUUGGUCUGCUAAUCGGAACCAUCCAGUCAAACCCAAUGCAACGUUGCAACUAGGCCGAGAUGGCAAUUUGGUCUUGGCAGACUCUGAUGGCACUCUUGUUUGGUCCACUAAUACUACUGGCAAAUCUAUUUCAGGCUUAAACUUGACAGAAAGAGGGAAUAUCGUGCUCUUUAAUACGAGAAAACGCGCAAUUUGGCAAUCUUUUGAUCAUCCAACAGACUGUUUGCUUCCAGGGCAGAAGUUGGUUUCUGGGCAGAAGCUUACAGCAACCAUUCCUUUAACAAAUCAUUCUUUUUCUUUUACUGUUCUUAAUGGAAGUCUGGUGGCUUCCAUAGAUACUGACCCACCUCAGUAUUAUGUAGCUUCAAAUCAGUAUGAUGCUCAAGGUAGCCCUUAUUACGAUUUUGACGGUAGAACCCUCACUGCUCUACAAGACCCUUAUACAUCAGAAACCCAACUUAUAAAGCUUGGGCCUGAUGGACAUAUAAGGGUAUACCAGUUGAAUGGCUUUGAUUGGAUAGAGUUAUCUGAUUUUCUGUCUCCAAAUUUAGGGAACUGUGGGUAUCCAAUAGUGUGUGGAAGAUAUAGCAUUUGUACAAAUGAUAAGCAAUGUAAUUGUCCGGUAGAAGGAAACUUUUUCAGGCCAAUAAAUAGGAAUCCAGAUCUUGGAUGCUCACAGCUAACAUCCAUUUCUUGCAACUCUUUGCAAGAUCAUAGUCUAAUAGAGCUCAAAGAAACCACAUAUUUUGCAUUUGAGGCUAACUUUAAACCAAGUUCAAGCAUAUGGUUCGAGGGAACAAAGUUGGAAGAUUGCAAAACAGCAUGUCUGAGCAACUGUUCUUGCAAAGCUGUUGUUUGGUCCGGAACGCUAGGAAAAAACUGCUUAUUACUGAAUGAAGUCUUUUCUUUUAUGGACAACUGGGGAGGGAGAGAUAAGACGACUGUUUUUCUUAAGGUGCAGAAUUCCAUAAAGUCACAGUAUCAAUCACCAAUCUCUUCUCCAAGAAAGCAAUCAAGACCUCUGAAAGUGAUAGUAGCAUCUACUCUUGCAGCUUUCGUGGGAAUAGUUGUAAGUAUCACUACGUGGUUUGCUCUUUUCAAAAGGAGGAUGCUGACCGGCAAGGCCGGGGAUCUUGUGGAUCUAGCAACAAUCUUACCGGGAAUCCUAACUCGAUUCUCUUAUAAUGACUUGAAAGUAAUUACAGAAGAUUUCAGCAGAAAGCUCGGGGAAGGAGGAUUUGGAUCUGUAUAUGAAGGAACACUCAGUAAUGGCACCAAAAUAGCUGUGAAGCAUUUGGAUUGUGUAGCUCAAGGAAAGGAUUCAUUCUUAACAGAAGUAAAGAUAGUCGGUGGCAUUCACCACGUCAAUUUAGUAAAACUCAUUGGAUUUUGUUUCGAAAAGAACCACAGGCUUUUGAUCUAUGAGCACAUGGUAAAUGGAUCAUUAGAUAGGUUUAUUUCUCAUAAGAAUCCAGCUAAUGGGCUUACAUGGCAUACAAGGCGAAGGAUAAUAUCAGAUGUUGCCAAAGGGUUAGCUUAUCUUCAUGACGAAUGCAGCCAGAAGAUAAUUCAUUUGGACAUCAAACCACAAAACAUCCUUCUAGAUCAAAAUUUCAAUGCUAAGAUAUCUGAUUUUGGGUUGUCGAAACUGAUUGAGAAAAACAAAAGCAAAGUGGUAACUAGAAUGAGAGGAACGCGAGGGUAUUUAGCUCCUGAAUGGUUGAGCUCAGUAAUCACUGAGAAAGUUGAUGUGUAUGCCUUUGGAAUUGUGCUCUUAGAACUACUCUGUGGGAGAAAGAAUUUGGAUUGGUCCCAGGCUGAUGAAGAAGAUGUCCAUUUGGUUAGUGUUUUUAGGAGAAAAGCAGAACAAAAGCAGCUUAUGGAUAUGGUUGACAAAAACAAUGAGGAUAUGCAGCUCCACAAAGAAGCAGUGACAGAAAUGAUGAGCAUUGCUGCAUGGUGUCUACAGGGUGAUUUCACAAAGAGGCCUUCCAUGACAUUGGUCGUCAAGGCGCUAGAAGGUUUGGUCUCUGUCGAAUCCAACUUGGAUUACAAUUUCACAAACCUACCUGAGGUUGUAGGCAACCAACAGAGGGAAGCCACUAUCAGUUCAAUAUUGCCUUCCAUUUUGUCCGGACCAAGGUGAACAAUAAGCUUAAGAUUUUGAGUCUUCAAAAAAUCAACUUAUGGCUUGUAAUAUCAGAUAUUGUAAAAUUUUGAAAUUUAGCAUGAUAUUUGUGAUGUAUGACAUUACAAUUCAUGAAAUGUAAUG